Ornithodoros turicata is the source of this 3575-nucleotide messenger RNA. Its product is annotated as solute carrier organic anion transporter family member 74D-like. The coding region runs from base 344 to 2464 and encodes 706 amino acids. Gene Ontology annotation, biological process: transmembrane transport; sodium-independent organic anion transport. Gene Ontology annotation, cellular component: plasma membrane. The record is from RefSeq and is a predicted model, not a curated record. The transcript has 11 exons. Lineage: Eukaryota; Metazoa; Arthropoda; Arachnida; Ixodida; Argasidae. Gene Ontology annotation, molecular function: protein binding.
ACGAACGCUGCAUUCCGUCAUGUCGAGUUUCGUCCUGGUGUAUCUUGUGAUGAGUUCGAAGUGCGCGUGUGUGUGUUGGAUAUCUCCUGCGGCCGCUGCGGGGUUGGAACUGUGAGGAACAGAAAAAGAAAACUCGGUGAGCAAGUAGAAGAGUCGUAUCGGAGAACACCAGGUAUUCAGAAGUCUUCCAAUCCAGAACAGCCGCCGGCCGGUGUGUCAACAUGACAUCACAUUCUACCUGUGCACGGUCAGCAGCUGAGUGUAUAAGGCCAUCACGGCGCUGAAUCUGACGUCACUCUGGUACCAGAAGGAUUUACUCUGUGGACGUACAUAUACUUGCAACAUGGCCGAGAACGGCACUGCUCGCAAACCCCAGCUGAACGGCGACUCCAAGAUGCCCUCCAGCAAGGCCACAGAGAUCCCGAACGGCAAGUCGCACCCCGACGAUCACCCGAACCACGAACGCGACUAUCUCUGCGGUUUGGGGAGCUUCCGUCCAAAAUGUCUCCAGUUCCUUGCCACGCCGAAGGUGUUCUUCCUCGUCUACAGCAUCAUGGGCAUCCUACAAGGCGCGUACAAGACCUACUUCGUCGGCACUAUGUCCACCAUCGAACGGCGCUUCGGCAUGUCCAGCAAGACCACCGGCGUCAUCUUGAUUGCCGAUAACCUCAGCCCGAUUAUAAUCAAUCUCCUCGCUGGCUACUACGCCAGUCGAAUCAGUCGACCAAAGAUCAUGGCAUUCGGAACGCUCAUAGUGGUUCUUAGCUGUCUUCUGAGCAUCUUGCCCUUCGCGGUCUAUGGUCCAGGACUGCACAUCUUGGAAGGUCCGCCGGAUAAGUUUACCAGGAAGAGGUCGGACGAAGCCCUGCUUUGCUCGUCGGAUCGUGCCGCCGAAGACUGCUCGGCGGCGUCGGCUGUGGCCAGUUACUUGCCGCUGGUGCUGUUCUUUGUGGCGAACUUCUUGAACGGAUUCGGUGGGUCGACUUUCUUCAUCGUCGGGAGCAGUUACAUGGACGACAAUAUAAGGAAAAAGAACUCUCCCAUGUACUUUGGCAUGGGAUUCGCCUUCAGACUGCUCGGACCAGUUCUUGGCUUCCUGACAGCUUCUCUUUGUCUUCGAUUUUACGAAGAUCCUUUUCAUGACCCAGGCAUAACGCAAUCUGACCCUCGGUGGAUCGGAGCUUGGUGGAUGGGUUACAUCAUCUUCGCUAUUGGACUGGCGAUGAUAGCGCUGCCGAUGAUGCUCUUCCCCCGCAUACUUCCUUCGGGUAAGGACUACAAGGUGAACAACCUCAAGAAGAUACCCAAGAACAAAUCGAAGGAGGACCUCAAGGUUGCCGACAAGUCCAAGACAGGGGAAGAAGAGAACCAUUCAGUUAUAAAAGACAUGGCGAUAAUCGUGAAGCGACUGGCAAAGAAUCCCAUCUUCAUGCUGAAGACGGUUGGUCUAGUUUUCAUCCUGAACGCAACCGCGGGUUACGGUACCUCCUUCUCAAAAUACGUCGAGUUCCAAUUCGGACAGACGGCGUCCAAGGCGAGCUUCUAUUCGGGAUCGGCCAAGGUCCUAACCACCAUGAUCGGCAUCCUGGUGGGCGCCGUUGUCAUACACCGCUUUCGGCCGAGGCCUACGGUUCUGGCCGGAUAUUCAGCAGUCGUGGAAGUCGCCUACUUGGUCGGCUUCGUAGCAAUGAUGUUCAUCGGGUGCGACAAUCCAGUCAUAUCGGGUGUGUCUGCCGCUGCGAAUACUACGUCUUCUCUGACAACUGCGUGCAACGUCAACUGCGACUGCACCACUCAAAUUUACGAACCGGUCUGCUCCAGCGACGGGACGACCAGCUUCUUUUCUGCCUGUUACGCUGGUUGCACGUCAGUAGGACUGACGGAAGCAAACAAAACGAUGUACACAGACUGUAGCUGCGUUGGUGCCGAAGCCCAUCUUUCAAGCUCCUUGGUGUCGUCUGUGACGAAGGGACUCUGCGGUCAACACUGCGACAAGUUCAUGCUCUUCCUGGGAGUCAUAAUUGCGGGACAAUUACUGGGAUCUACAGCCAGGACUGGCAGCAUGCUCAUCUAUCUCAGAUGUGUUGAUCCAGUGGACAAGAGUAUGGCACUGGGAGCCACUGCUUCUCUUCUCAAUCUACUAGCCUUCAUCCCGUAUCCACUAGUAUACGGAGCCAUACUGGACUCCUCCUGUAUGAUAUGGGAGGACAAAUGUGGUAACCGUGGCAACUGCUGGGUUUACGACAUCGAAAAGCUGCGCUACAUGCUCCAUCUGGUCACCAUAGGCUUCCUGGCAUUUGGAAGCAUAUGCUACAUCGGCGUCACCUGCUUCAGCAAAAGGAUCGUCAACUUUUAUGAGGACGACUUCGCAGAGUCCACUGAUGACAACGACGCGGCGUCAAAAGUGACUGAAGCUGUGUCCGUGGACAGUGUGAAACAGAGCAUGGAAAGUGUGCACUUUUGAAAGUGUUUUGUGCGACACGUCAGCGACAGAGAGAUGUACGACUAGUCUGACAGCAAAGCUCGUCAAGCAAGGACACCGUGCGCGCUCCAAGUGGCCCGGUGCACGUUCUCCAUCAACGUAGCUGACCACAUUAGAAUAAGACCUGCGCUGUGGUGGCAGUAGAGGCAGGGGCGGAUCUAGGAUUUUUCUGAGGGGUGGGGGUGGGGGUCGCUAUGGACAAGUGCCAGGUGCAAUGCUGGGAUUGGUCCAUUGAACCCUAUGUUCAAGUCUGGAAUUGAGGGGGGGUGUCAGGACAUCCGGAACCCCGUCCCCCCCUCUAAAUCCGCCCCCGAGUAGAACACCAAUCAAUGGAACUAUAGCACUCAUUUGCAGAGAUGCACGGACAGACACUGCAGUAAAAAUUGCCGAGAUUACUGACCAUUAUGGCGCAUGGUCGUAACAGGUAAUGCCACAACAAAGGAACACGAGUAAGACAUAAUGACACAGAAUUUUGUGGGCAAACUUGACACUUUUUGAAGCUGCGGUUUUCAAAAAUGAGCGGCGACAAAAAUUUAUAAGCUUUGCAGGUGACACUUUGCUGAUGACUUUCGUGAACUGGAAAGAGGUGGGUGCCGCAAUCAGGACCUGUGCAGGCGAUUGAGUUAGUGUUUAGUGACUCGACAGCAAACUUGUGUAAGUGAUGUCACUCAUGCAUACAAACUGUAGCUCACCGUCAAAACAAGGAAAAACAAAACUAGAGCCAACUGAUGGUGUAAAUUGGUGACAACGUCGCAACAAACACUAACACAAGUGCCUUCUGUUUGACAUUUGCAUAUUUCCUGCAGACCGUAUAAUCGUUUUUCUGGAGACAAGCGAUUUACCGUCAAGAACAACCCUGUCGUGAUUACAAAGCAUUAGCGAAAAGUGAUGCACGUGAUGCCCUUCUUAUCUCUGAGCACUGCCCGUAGAAGCGUGAAGCCAACUUUAGAAGUCUGUGAUCCUCGGGACCGAGCGCCCUCUGUGGGCGUGUUUGUGCAACUGUGAAUCGUCUGUGACAAUGCUACACGUGCUCAUUUACAAAGUGAAAAAAUGUAGCAUGUUUUGCUUACAAUAUUAUAUAUUUUAAUGUACA